Leptidea sinapis is the source of this 4205-nucleotide messenger RNA. RefSeq names its product rho GTPase-activating protein 23-like. Gene Ontology annotation, biological process: signal transduction. The record is from RefSeq and is a predicted model, not a curated record. The transcript is spliced from 9 exons. NCBI's taxonomy places the organism in Eukaryota, Metazoa, Arthropoda, Insecta, Lepidoptera, Pieridae. Bases 66 to 2504 code for a protein of 812 amino acids.
UUGUGCGUUAUAAGCGACAGUGCUAGAUAGGUAGUGUGUAAAACAAUUAUUUUAUUGAAGUACGGAUGCCAAGCUUUGACAAUGAGCGCUGCGUACGGAGUGUGACGCGCGUGGACACCGGCCAAGCCAUGACACUGUGGUACACAGAUAUACUGAGCCCCGGCGCGGUGGCCGGCCCCGUGACGGAGGCGGGGUCUCGGGACGCGCUCGACGUGCGCUACUCGCUGGCCGCGCUCGCCGACGACUACACGAAGAGGAAACACGUGCUCCGGGUCACCACUGCCGCCGGCGCUGAACUACUACUACAGGCUGACGGCGCGGUCGACGCUCAGCGCUGGCUGGCCGCGCUCCGCCGACACUCGGCCGAGCCCCCGCCCGCCGACGAGGCGCCCUCGCCCGCCCCCGCCCCCGCCCCCGGCCCCGGCCCCGCGCACCCCGCCCCCGCGGCCGCUGACCCCGCCGCCGCCUCGCCGCUCCCGCCACAACGCACCAAGAAGAUCGGCAGAAACAGAUCCCCGACCGUGUCGAUGGUGGGACCUCCGACGCCGAGCCUGCCGUCGUCGCCCAAGAACAAGACGUGGAAGGGCCGCGUGGCCAAGCAGCUGCGACGGAUGCACGGCGGCACUGCGGGCUCACACGCCGCGCCGCCGGUCUCGGGCUGGCUGGGGGCGCCGCUCGAGAGCUGUCCGCCCGACGACCAGCACCCGCUGGUGCCGAAGGCGGUCACACUGCCCGCGCAAGCUGUCGAGGCGUACGGGCUGCGCACCGUGGGCGUGUACCGCGUGCCCGGCAACGCGGCCGGCGUGGCGGCGCUGGCGGCGUGCCUGGACCGCGGCCAGCCGCCGCCGCCGCAGGACGCGCGCUGGGCCGACGUGCACGUGGCGUCCAGCCUGCUCAAGGCCUACCUGCGGCGCCUGCCCGACCCGCUGCUCACGGCCGACCUGUACCCCGCCUUCAUCGCGGCCGACCGCUCGGCGGAGCGCGCGCGCGAGCUGCGGCGCCUGGUGCGCGCGCUGCCCGACGCGCACUACGAGACGCUCAAGUACCUGGUGGAGCACCUGCGGCGGGUGGCCGCGCAGGCGCCGCACAACAAGAUGGAGGCCCGCAACCUGGCCAUCGUGUUCGGGCCCACGCUGGUGCGCGGCGCCGCCGACGACAUGCUGGCGCUCGUCAACGACAUGUCCAGCCAGUGCCGCAUCAUCGAGUCCUUCCUCACGCACUACGAGUGGUACUUCGAGGAGGACGAGGGCGGGUGUGAGCCCCCGGGGGAGCCCCUCCCCGCCGCCCCCGCGCCGCCCACCUCGCGCGACCUGCUCAUACACAACGUGAAGAAAAUCGAAGGUAAAGACGUGUCGACCCGCGACAUUGUGUCGUCUAUCAUCUCGGCGGCCAACCGUAAGAUCCAGCGCAAGCCGCGCAAACCGGACAAGAAGUGGUCGGAGGUAGAGCGGGGCGGAGGAGGGGGAGGGGGGGAGUCGCCGCCCGCCUCGCCCGCCGCGCUCGCGCCGCAGCACGCCGCGCACAACAAAAUCGAGAUAGAGUCAAUGACAGCUCUAAGCCGCGGCAGACAGGACAUCAGCCGACACACGCUUAACAACUUCUCCAUAGACGGAACCGGAGAUCUAGUGUCCUCUCUCACGAGCACCUUCGACCAAAAGCUGCGCACGCUCAACAACUCGUCGCCGCUCGACGACGGCAGCAUCCCGUACGCCGACGAGUGCCAGGACGACAACGACGAGGGCAAGUCGACGGAGAGCACGCCCUCCGAGAGCAGUCGCAGCUCGCGCGACGAGCGCGUGUCGCCCGCGGCGCGCGCUCACGAGCUCAAGGCGGCGUGGCUGGCGCGCGACCAUCGCCACUCGUCGACGUCGAGCGACGAGCCCGACGCGCGCUGGCGGCCCCGCGGCGCCCGCGACGACGACGACUCCGAGAAGGAGAACUGCAUCAUUCCGAAGAAGGAGAGUCGCGAGGAGCUGCGGCCCGACGACGACAAGGACGUCGACACGCGCUCGCAGAGCUCCGGCACGACCGUCCCCGACAACGACAACCGCUACGCGUCCGGCGGCCGCGCCUGCAACCCGGAGUGCGUGAAGCGGAACAGCGCCGCGCUCGACGAGCGGCCCGGCGACGACGCCGACGACGACGGCGCCAAGCUGAAGCGCUCCGAGUCGCUGAACCGCGGCGGGCGCGUGCUGCGCUCCGAGAGCCUCAACUGUCGCGUGCAGCGCUCCGAGUCGCUGAGCAAGGGGGAGCGCAUGAGCAAGGUGGAGAAGGGCGAGUGGAACGUGGUGCGGCGGCGCGAGGGCGGGGCGUGGCGCUCCACCAAGCUGAAGCGCAAGAACGGCAUGCCCGAGCGAGGCAUCAAGCGGCGCCACACCGUGGGCGGCACCAAGGACUUCGACAAGGACUGGGCGCCGCGCCCCACGCGCACGUCCUCGCCCGACCUCAGCGGCUGGCCCGCGCUCGUGGCGCCGCCGCGGCCCGCGCUCGAGUCGCACGUGUGAGCGCGCUAUCUGAACGAGGUGCACUCUGUGGGUGCAGGUGUCAGAGACACCGCGAGGUGCUGAAUGAACAUGAACGAACGACUUUGUUAUACUUCUUAUCGCUUACAAUUUGAAAUACAAGAGAGAGGCUAUUAAUUUUGAUUUGUAUCAAUCGACUGAGUAGAAUAGAUCGACCAUAUUUUAUAAUACUCAAGUUACAGGCGCUUUAUGAUCCAGUACUGAAUCGGUUAUCGAAAAUUUUAGAAAAUUAAAUAAAAAUCACUGUGCAAUAUUUUAUACAUAUUAUAUCGAUGAAAUAAUUGAAUAGUUUAAAAGAGAGCUCACUAAACAAUGCCAAAGAGAUGAAAUAUACUGACAUGAUGAUUUGUGAAAGGAACAGGCGGCGACCAGAGAGAUGAGUGAAUGGGACGAGAUUGGUAUGAAUCGAGAGGAAUAUGAUGAGUACAUGGGCCCACGUGCGCCCGCCGGGUGGAGCGACUCUCUCCGUAGGAAUAGUUCUACUGGCCGAGGAGUUGCGACGGGGCCACUUGUAUAGUGCAAGAUGAAAGCAUAAUAGAUUUAAUAUAAGUGCUAAUAGUUCGUAAUGGAACGGAGCCAACGGCUUCGCAUAGUUAAGUAAUUGUACCAGAAGGUAUUCAAAAUAUGACCAGGAUUAGAACACCAAGUAAUUAAGGUUUACGAUUAGCGUUAGAUGAUACUGAACGGAAUCGGUUGGGCUUCCCCCAAGGGAAUAGGACACCGAGAUAAAUCACCACUUGCCUUUACGAUAGAUUCGACGUUUGAACGUUUGCACAAUUAGUAGGAUGUAUAGUUACCUGCACUGAAGACAACAGUAGCCCGUACCGAACGUGAGAUACGUUCAAAUAAUUCACGAAACAAUUAAAUAUAAUUUUAUGAAUUAUUUGAACUUCUUGAUUUUCUUACAUUUGGUAAUAGUUAAGUUCGCAUGUAGCUGUAGAUGCCGUCAAUUAUCGUAAUUUCUUAUUCAAUGUACAUAAUUUUAAUAUUUGUUUAUUUGUAAAUAUGACGCAAUAAUUACGAUUACUUAAUAUUAAAUAACGUAACCAACUUUUAGCUGAUGCAGUGAUAAUAAAGUAAUCACUUUCUUUUGUAUAAAUUGUACAUUAUUUUAAUAUUAAUUUAUAUUACAUUUUGUUAUCGUAGCUUUGUUGAAUGCAAUUUUAUUGUUUUGUUUAUCGAAGAAAGUAUUUUAGGCUAAAUUCAGUUGUUAUUUAUUUACGAGAUGUGGAAAGUGAUUCGGCACUAUUUUACUUUUGAACAUGUAUUCGAUUAGAAGCUUCUGUAAAUAUUAAAAUUAUGUUUUAGAUUUUCAUUAACUUUUAAAAAAUUUAUUACCAACUUACGUUAAGACGAUCUCAAGUUUGUUGAAUGUUUGAAAAGCGUUCCUUUUUAAAGUUUUAUUUUGUAAAUAUAUUGUUGUAGGAACAAUGGAUAACUAAUCGCUCGUAGUGUUAAGGUCGGCUUAUCUACGUAAAUAUAAAAGACCGGCCGCGGGGUAAACCCGCGUGCUGUAUCCGUUUUUUUCCAUUUCGAUAUAAUCUUGCUCUUCGUGUAACCCGCUAUGAAAUUUUAUUAAAACAAUAUGAAAUUUUGUAAAUCUGGUUUAAACCAGAUAUGACAUGAUAGUUGAUUGUCCUGUGUAUAUUUUGAAGUAUGAAAAUAAAAUACUGAAUAAAUUAA